AUGAUGCUUACCAAAACGUGCUCAUAUCUAGAGGAGAUGGCACAGACAGUGAUGCGUCGUUUCUGUCACACUCAGCGGCUUCUGUGCAAAGCCCCCCCAGUCGACGAAAAAAUCAAAAUUAUACAGCGAAAUGUUGGCACUCUUUUCGAAAUGGAUGACAAGGUGUAUAUGGAUCUUCUGAAAUAUCAUCAAGCUCAAGACAAGGCCUGGUUCGACUAUCGUGUGCUCCCAUACCCCGAUGGAGCACGUAUUCUGUCAGCAUAUGCACGCGAAGUUGGAGUUUUGACUGGACGCAACGGGAUGAAAUACAGUAAGAAGGUGGCUUCAAACAUGGUGAAGGUUGAAAUCAAAGGGAAGUACAUGUGGGCAAAAGUGCUUCAUAUUCUGUCAUUGAAGGGAUCUAACGAAAAUGUUGUGUUGGUGAGAUGGUUGGAGGUUGUGAGGAAUUUAGCGUUGGACCAGAUGAUGGAAAGAUUGAGCAUGGUACGUGUGGUGCAAAGGUUCAAAGAGGAAUUCAUCCCAGCCUCUUCAAUUGUGAUGACUCUUGCUCAUAGAGAGUUGCCUGCCUGGACUCUUGGACUAAACGAACCCAGUAUACUUUUGAUGGGUGUUAAUCCUGGUGAUCACGACUAUGUGGGAUCAGACGAUUUAGAGAUGCAAAUGGAAGCAGGAGGCAAUGCUAUGGAGCUGGACACCGAUGUUGAUAUGGGGUGA
Molecule: messenger RNA, 714 nt
Organism: Melampsora larici-populina 98AG31
Lineage: Eukaryota; Fungi; Basidiomycota; Pucciniomycetes; Pucciniales; Melampsoraceae
Exons: 1
Coding region: 1-714 (237 amino acids)
Source: RefSeq, a predicted model, not a curated record